This is a messenger RNA of Clarias gariepinus (North African catfish), 1833 nucleotides long. RefSeq names its product phosphate cytidylyltransferase 1B, choline a (gene pcyt1ba). Bases 327 to 1325 code for a protein of 332 amino acids. Gene Ontology annotation, biological process: CDP-choline pathway. NCBI's taxonomy places the organism in Eukaryota, Metazoa, Chordata, Actinopteri, Siluriformes, Clariidae. The transcript is spliced from 9 exons. The record is from RefSeq and is a predicted model, not a curated record. Gene Ontology annotation, molecular function: phosphatidylcholine binding; choline-phosphate cytidylyltransferase activity.
GUGUGCUCUUUAGGAAAAGCUGUGGCUUUGUGGAUUUCUCCGCGCUUCCUAGUGGAGAAGGAGGAGGAGGAGGAGUGAAGGGUGAUCAGGAGGAGGGUGUGUGUGUGUGUGAGAGAGAGAGAGAGGUUUUAGGAUUUGGGUGAAAGAGCAUCUUUAGUGGUGGAGAGAGAGGACUCGGGGAGCUUCAUACUGAUGCUGAGUCAGAGACAGGUGGAUCCCUGGGCCUUUGUCUCUGGAGCCUCGGGUGAAGAUGGAGGAGCUGGAACACACCUGCCCUCUUCCUCGGACGGCCUUCCCCUUGCCCCUAAAAGAAGACGAAAUAGUAGAUGAAUACUCUGAUCGAACCCGCCAUAUUUGCCCAGGAGACGAGCUGCGAGUGUCGAGCGCCCCACGAGAAGCUGAGUGUUGAUCAGGCUCGACUCGGCACUCCCGUGGACCGGCCAGUGCGCGUCUACGCAGAUGGGAUUUUUGAUCUUUUCCACUCGGGCCACGCCCGAGCACUCAUGCAGGCCAAGAAUCUCUUCCCCAACACGUACCUGAUAGUCGGAGUUUGCAGCGAUGAACUUACUCACAAGUACAAGGGCUUCACGGUGAUGACUGAGCAGGAGCGGUACGAGGCCUUACGACACUGUCGCUACGUGGACGAGGUGGUGCGAGACGCGCCCUGGACCCUCACGCCGGAGUUCCUGGAGAAACACAAGAUUGACUUUGUGGCGCACGAUGAUAUCCCAUACUCCUCGGCUGGAUCUGAGGACGUGUACAAACAUAUAAAGGAAGCAGGGAUGUUUGUGCCCACUCAGAGGACAGAGGGCAUCUCUACAUCCGACCUGAUCACCCGUAUCGUCAGAGACUACGACGUUUACGCCAGACGCAACCUGGAGCGCGGAUACACGGCCAAGGAGCUGAACGUCAGCUACAUCAACGAGAAGAAGUACCGUCUGCAGAACCAGGUGGACAGGAUGAAGGAGAAGGUGCGGACGGUGGAGGAAAAAUCCAAACACUUUGUGUACCGCGUGGAGGAGAAGAGCCACGACCUCAUCCAGAAAUGGGAGGAGAAAUCACGCGAGUUCAUCGGGAACUUCCUGGAACUCUUCGGCCCUGAUGGCACGUGGAAGCAGAUGUUCCAGGAGCGCAGUGGCCGGAUGAUCCAGGCGUUCUCUCCCAGCGGUUCCCCCAGCAGCAGCCCUCCCAGGGAUUUCUCUCCGUCCCGCUCUCCCUCUCCUCCGUCCCGCUGGGCCGUCCCCAGGACCUCGCCUCCGUCUUCCCCUAAAGGCGCCUCGGCCUCCAUCAGCAGCAUGAGCGAGGGAGACGAGGACGAGAAGUGAGGACGAGGACGAGGACUUACUCACUCACUCACUCACUCACUCACCUUAAACACCUCACACACACGCACACACACACACACACACACACACACCUUUCUUCUUUCCCUGUACACUCCAGCAGUGACGAGCUUCGUGAGUCUCCUCAUGAAAAACAAAUGAAAACAGAAACGUGUAAAUACGCCGUAUGCAAUACGAGAUCGAUCACGUCCUCUCGAUCGUUUUCUUCUGACUUGGUGCGAUUGAUUCUCUUUAGCGGAGAGGAGAUGAGAGCGAGGAGUGUGUGUGACUGAUUUGCCUUCACCUGCUCAGGUUCGACUGAAAUGUAAAGACCGUCCGUGUGAAGUACUGUACAUCUGUGUCUGCAGUUUUUAUUUAAGGACAGAGACGCUUCAAGCUGUUCAUUGAUUUCCGGAGACGCUUGAUGAUGUCUCUUAUUGUUCUUUAUUUCAUUAAAGGAACAAACGAACAACUAACCAAACAAACAAACAAACAAACAAACAAACAAUAA